Messenger RNA from Homarus americanus (American lobster), 1039 nucleotides. Its product is annotated as organic cation transporter protein-like. Lineage: Eukaryota; Metazoa; Arthropoda; Malacostraca; Decapoda; Nephropidae. The coding region runs from base 1 to 642 and encodes 213 amino acids. The record is from RefSeq and is a predicted model, not a curated record. Gene Ontology annotation, biological process: transmembrane transport. Gene Ontology annotation, molecular function: transmembrane transporter activity. The transcript is spliced from 4 exons.
AUGUACGUAGACUACCUGGUGGUGGGGAUGGUGUACUUCGGCCUCUCCCUCAGCGGCGGUAACUUCAGCGCUGAUCCUUUCCUGUACAUGACACUCACGGGGUUGGUUGAGAUCCCCAGCAACACAAUCAUUAUUCCCUUCGUCGCUCGCUUCGGCAGGAGGUCCCUAACGGUGCUGUUCUACCUCCUGAGUGGGGUACUACUGUUAACUCUGCCCUUCAUACCCGCCAGGAUUGGAUGGCUGAUAGUCACACUGGCGCUGGUGGGCAAAAUGACUAUUACGAGUGUGUUUAACAUCAUCUUCCUCUACGCCUCUGACCUGUUCCCUACCGAGGUGAGGACAAGGGGUAUGGGCACCUCUCUCAUGAUGUCUCGUGUCGGCUCCAUGACAUCUCCCUUCAUCAACGAUUAUUUGGGCUCUGUGUACCCGUGGGCUCCGUCGUUGUUGUUCGGGGUGGUGUCAGUGGUGGCGGGUGUGACAACACUGGCGCUGCCGGAGACCCUCGGCAUCGCGCUGCCAGACACCAUCGCUAAGCUGGAGGGCCGCGGCACUAAUGAGAAUCAAGGUGACUCACGGCAGAUUAAACUCAAAGUCGUCAGUCAUCACAACAGCUGUAAGAAGUGGGUGCAGCCAUCACAGUAGCUGACGUCAUCACAUUCACAAAAUAUUCACAUGAUAAAUUGUACAGUUUAGUUAAAGACUUCGAAACACAUCUAUAUAACUACAAAAUCCUAAAAUUGUUAACGUUGAUAAUUAUUUGUUAUUUUGUCUGUUAUUUUUGUAAUUCUUGUUAUCUUAAGUCGGCCAUUUAGAGUUACAUCACAAUCUACACAACUGAUUGGUUCUGACGUCACUUACUGUCCUCCAAUGCCACCAAUCAAGCACUACCGCUACCACUGUACCUUUCCUCAUCCACCAAUGAUUUUGUAUUAAACUAGUAACGUCACAUAGAGUAAGCCAAUCAGGAAAAAGAAAGAAGAGUAAGGGCGGAGGACAACACUAAAUUCGUGGGGGUUAUAAUAAAACACCAAAAAAUUUA